AUGAUCCUGCCCCCAGCUGCCGGAACUCCUGGGGUGGCGGUCGCGCAGUCCAAGUGGGAGCCGGUGCGAGAUCUCGCUGGGCCGAGGGAUUCUUCGGCAGUGAUCGUGGGCUCCGCAAUGAAGGGCGGCAUGUCGCUGACUUCUCCGGGCCAGGCAGCUAGCUCGAUGGAUCCGAACGCGCAGCUGCUCUUUGCGCCAAGGCGCUCGCUCGAGCAAAGGAGGGGUGAGCAGCUCGCUGAUGCAGCUGUGACACCACAGUUCUUUGUUGAGCAGACUCGUGCCGUGAUGAGCGCGCUGCCGAGUCAAAGCGCUCCUCGUGUUCAGCGCCCAUCCACUAUGACGAUCACUCCAGCCACGGCUGAGCCAGGAGAGGGCGCUUGCGUCGUUCGAUUUGGCACAGAGACGGUCGAUCGGCGCCACGAGAGGCUCAUGCCAAACCUGUUCAGUCGCGGGAGCUCGGAGUGCUGUUUGGACGGGGUGAACUAUUGGUCACGGCUCCCAAGACCCGCGCGUGAGCUCGAGCGCUGGUGGGUUCAGAGGAGACGCUGCAUGGCUUCCAGCCAGAGGAGCAAACGGAAGUUUCGAUAUGGGGAAGAGCGGAUGUACUCGUCUUCUCUCGACGAGGGGCUCAUGGCCUUCAUUGCUGGUAGCCUGGAUGGCUUAAAUGGCCCACCCACACCAUUUGCCCUGCGGAUGAGGCCGUGGCUGAUCUUUGUCUUUGGAUCCUUGGGCUUGGUGGGCCUAGCUCGACUGGCGCUGCUGGAUGUGACGGGAGGGCUCUUCUUGGUGCUUGCAGUGCUCAUUGGCUAUAUGGCGAUUCGGAAAGGAAUGAAUAUCGCCUGGCUGCUUUGCCUGGCGAUGAUCCUGUUUCUGAACGCCAUCCUGGAUGGCUUCCUGGUGCUUGCCUUGGGACUUCGAACCCAAUGGGACUUCUUCUUCCAGAAGCAGCCGUGGUACAUGUUUCUAGGGCGCCUCUUGACGUUUGUCGGGCCCAUUCUCGAAAUGCUGGGCGCCUACCUCUCUUGGUCGGUCUACAAGGACCAUAUGGAGCAUCUCCCGAGCAGUGAGGCGUUUCUGUUGUCAGAUGCUGAGCAGGUGUCUUAUCAGUCAACAGAGACGGUCGCUACGCGGCACCGGGAUUUAGGAUCACACGAUGCCUGGAAGGAUGGGUAGAAGAGGUUCUUUUUUUGAGCUGCUCAGCAGCCUCACCCACCGCGAGCAAGUUCACGCUCCUGCCGUUUUGGUUCUUCUUGUGGACAAAAACCGUCGUGCCAAGAGUUCUUGAGAGGCCACACUCUACACGUGCACACAUCUACACAUUGGCCUAAUUUACACAUGUCUCAAAAAAAGGACCCCGUCAGAGGGUGGA
Messenger RNA from Durusdinium trenchii, 1369 nucleotides. The record is from the annotation of a GenBank genome assembly. NCBI's taxonomy places the organism in Eukaryota, Dinophyceae, Suessiales, Symbiodiniaceae.